Messenger RNA from Eupeodes corollae, 3916 nucleotides. Its product is annotated as protein RUFY3. The coding region runs from base 460 to 2598 and encodes 712 amino acids. The transcript has 8 exons. Gene Ontology annotation, molecular function: metal ion binding. The record is from RefSeq and is a predicted model, not a curated record. Gene Ontology annotation, cellular component: cytoplasm. Lineage: Eukaryota; Metazoa; Arthropoda; Insecta; Diptera; Syrphidae.
UUUCAGUCAGUUCUCAGUUCUUCGUCGUAUUCACUUGCACAAAAAAGGAUAAUUUCACUGAUGUGGUGCACAGUCAUAGACUUCUGGAAAAAUAUAAAAUAAUUAAAAAGACAAAAGGAAAAAACUCAUACAACAGGACAAAGGAGAAUUUUCCAUUAAAUUGUGUGAUGAAACUGUAAAACAAUUAUUAUUUAUAAUUAUCGGUGUAUUGCAUUGAAUAAUAUUGUGUACCUUUGUUUUUAAUUGGAUUUUUAAAGUUCUUGAGAUUGGAAAAAAAUGAACUUCGUUACAAGAUUUAAUUAGUGAUUCCAUAAGGAAGUGCUGACCAAAACAGGAAGAAAUAGGACUUCCUAUCUGUGAAGUUGAAGAGGAGUUGAGAAAAAAACUUCAAAUCAAUUCAAGUUUACUUAAGAACACUCUACCCAGCUGGGAAAACAAGUCUGCUGCUAAAGCAAUAACAUGCGUGGCCUUGGCGAAGACACAACUUUGAUUGUCGCCAGUUCUAAGAAAUCCAAUUUCAAUAAUAACAAUCACAGCCAGAAAAAGUCUGGCAAAUACAUAAUGCAGUCGGCGUCUUCAUCAUCGACUAUUGCCUCAGCAUCCUCGUCAUCGGGUGGCUCUGGUUCUGGUUCCACGACAACAACGGCGGCAGCGGCAGCGGCGGUGACGGCAGCCAUGGUCUCGAAUAACAGCAACAAUAAUUCCAAUAUGUCUACGACAAUUGCCCUGCCAAAGGCUUCGCAUGCAAACACAAAUGAAGAGAUAGCCGGCGGAGUACAGGAUACAAUUUACUUGUGUAACUUUCGCGUAUCGGUGGACGGAGAAUGGUUGUGCUUAAAGGAGCUACAGGAUCUGGAUAUCCAGGAUGGCGGUAGAAGCAGGAACAUGAAGGCAAAGAAUCCAAUCGAUGAUAACAAUGGUAUACAUUGUCACAAAGGUUAUGAACGUCAUGUCGAUGUUGCACACGGCUUAAAUAGAUACGAACGCGAUUGGGCUAAUUUUUCACGUGAACCCUCCGAAAUUGAGAGAAGUAAUUUAGUAAACAUUUGCAAGCUCGUUGUUAAGGAACUUCUGGAACAAUCAUUACGCUAUGGUCGAAUGUUGGAUUCUGAUCAUUUGCCAUUGCAACAUUUUUUCAUUGUCAUUGAGCAUGUUUUGGGUCAUGGUUUAAGACCGAAAAAGGGUCUUCUUGGACCACGCAAGGAGCUUUGGGAUCUUUUGCAAAGUGUUGAAAACUAUUGUAUUGAAGCUCAAGACAUAACAGCCAGUGUACGUGAUCUACCGACAGUAAGAACUCACAUUGGUCGAGCCAGAGCUUGGCUGAGAAUCGCCUUGAUGCAGAAAAAACUUGCUGACUAUCUUCAAGCUCUAAUAGAACAUCGUGAUGAUGCCUUGAUAGAGUACUACGAACCGCACGCCUUAAUGAUGAGUGAUGAGAUUGUGGUCAUAAUGGGUAUCCUAGUCGGGCUGAAUGUUAUCGAUUGUAAUUUGUGUGUAAAGGAGGAAGACUUGGAUUCUCAACAAGGUGUGAUUGACUUUUCCCUGUAUCUACGCUCAAGCUCAAGAGGUGCCGAAACCGAAACCGAUGAAGAUGGCAACAAUGCUCUCGAAGGUCCUGGUGGCAAUAUGAUUGCAGUUCUCGAUCAGAAAAACUACAUUGAGGAACUUAACAGGCAUUUAAAUGCAACAGUAGCAAAUUUACAAGCUAAAGUUGAAUCCCUUACCACGACGAAUGCUUUAAUGAAAGAGGACUUGGCUAUUGCUAGAAACAGUCUUCUAGCCUUACAAGCUGAAAACCAGGCUCUCCGACAAAAUACUCAUAGCCAGCAUAAUCAAAUAGUUCCUGCUGCUUCCAUGCAAUCCAUACACAGUGACCAUAGUUCAAGCUCCAGCAAUAAAGCCAUAACCGAGGCUCAACACGCUGAAGCUCUUGCCGAAGAGCAAAAGAAAUCCGAAGAACUAGAAAAGGAACUCAAAUUACAGGUAUCCUUGAAGGCUGAGUCUGAUAUGGCUAUGAAAUUGCUAGAAAAGGACAUUCACGAGAAACAAGAUACAAUUAUAUCCCUACGAAGACAAUUGGAUGAUAUUAAGCAAAUUAAUUUGGAAAUGUAUAGGAAGUUGCAGGAAUGCGAAGAAGAACUCACCCAAAAAGGCGAAAUGGUAUCGCGUCUCCAAACGAAAGCCUCACAAAUCGGACACAUCCUUCAAUCACUUGAAAAGAAAUACGAAGCCAAACUGGGGCCAAACGAUGUUCUCAAAGAUUUCUCCACAGCUAAUUCAGCCGAUAAAUCACCCGGCACCAGACGUCAACAGAAUCUCCAAAAAUUCGAUGCCCUAAGUAAAAAACAUAAGAACGACAUUGGUCCGCCAUCGAAGAGAAUGCAUUUGAAAGUUGAUGCCAUACCACCAUUCAAUCCAACCAAGGUUCGUAAAUCACCAAGUGGACUACAACCCUCAACGACCCCACCAUCACGAGAUCCAGAUCCAGAUGGCGCUGUUCUGCCAUCAACUGUUGUCGAACAAAAGUUCGAAAUUUUUUCGAAUCUAUCAUCAGCGACCCAAGCUAAAAUUGCCAACGAACAAAAGGCAGCUAACUAAAUUAUGUCAUUUAAAAAAAAGUGAUUUUUUUUUAAAUUUUUUUUGUUGCAGUGUUUGAUUAUUUACUUAAUUAAACACAAUUUAAUAUAAAACAAUAAUUUUAUGAAAAUAUAAAAAAUCAUUUAAUUCAAAGUUACUGAAUAAAGCUUUACAAUAAAAAAAAAACAUAUAAUAACAACAAUUCUUAAGCUGCUGCUUAACUAACAACUACUAAAUUCUAACUAACUGUGCAACCUAGAAUGUAUUCUAAAACAUUUCAAAAACUAUCUUUCUUAUUAUAAUUACUGACCUUAACACAACAUUUAUAAUUUUGUAUCUCUUUGUUCGUUCUAAUAUACAAACAUUAACACAGUGUAAAUACGUGGUAUCCGUUCGUUAGAAUUUUCGUUCGAAAUUAUCUGUCAUUCUAUUCGAUAAAUUUACAAAAUAUGACAGAUAAUGUCAUAACAAUUGUCUUUGCUAUUGCAUAUCAUCCGCAUCGCAUGUAUGGCACAUUUUCAUAUUAACAUUUCUGUUUUGCAUAUCAAAUGUCAACCAAUCUUAUAAAUAAAACCCAAUAUGUUCGUUUAUUCUCACUUAAUGCAAGAAUUCCGAAAAAUGUUCACAUAUAGUAAAUCAUCGAUUGAAACUUCGAAUUUUAUAAAUUGAUUAUUUAUCUUAGUUAAUGUCAUCUCCUUUUUUUAUAAUUCACAAUUUCGCAAAAUAAAUUAUAAAUAUUCAGUUCACACUUUUUCUUUUGUCAGUCAUGAAAUUUUUCGAAAUGAAUAAGUGUGACAUUUGAUUUCGAAAAACGUCUAUUUCGCUAUUUCGAAUAGUUUCUUUUUUCGAAAAUCGAAAAGAAGAAGAAAGAAAUUAAAACUAACGACUUAUAAAAUCGAAUUAAAUCGUACGGUAGACUUAAAUUUCUUUGAAAUUGCAUUUUUAUUAAUCACAUGUUUUAUUUAAUAAUUCUUUAGUUGCUCAAAACAAUGUCUGACAGUUAAAUUUAUAUUAAGCUAAGAUACAAAUUAUGGUGAUUGUUUCACGCAUAUGAAAGCUUGCAAAAGUCAUUAUUUCGAAAACACUGUCAUUAAUGUUAAGGUCACUUAAAAAAAUGCGUUCAUUUUUAAUAAAUUUGCUUAUUAUUAUACGGUUUUCUAAGUUUAACUUAAAUAGUUGAAAAAUGCAAUUUGUCAAAUCGCACGUUCGCUUUAUUCGAAAUAACAAUAAAUAUUGACGCUUGGUUUGAUUGCUUUGCGAUUCAAGAUAACUUAAGACAUAAUACAACGAUUUAUUGUCAAUGUCAAACACAUUCAAAUAUAUGAUGUCACUUUGCAAA